GUAGGUGGAUAUCCUGUUUAUUGAUUUAUUUUCUUGUGUGUGGAAUGGUAGGAGAAGGAAAUAAAGGAUAAGGCAUCUAAUAUUGAGCAAGCUGAGCAGCGUUUGACCACUUUGAGUUUGGAGUUGAAGGCUGCUGAGUCAAAGAUUACGAACUAUGAUAUAGAAAUAUCAGCCUUAAAGCUCCAAAUCAAGGAGUUGGGCCAGAAGUUAGAGAGUGCAAAUGCUUCUGCACAAUCAUAUGAAAGAGAAGCUAGGAUGCUGGAGCAGGAAAAGAUUCACUUAGAGCAGAAGUACCAAGCCGAGUUUAAUAGAUUUGAGGAAGUCCUGGACAGGUCUAAAGCAGCUGACAGAGAAGCUAAAAGAUUAACUGAGUUGGCUGAUAAAGUGAGAGCGGAAGCAGUCACUGCCCAGCAGGAGAAGAGUGAGAUUCAACGAAUAGCAAUGGAAAGAUUGGCACAAAUUGAGAGGGCUGAGAGGCAACUUGAAAGUUUGGAGAGGCAAAAGGCCGACUUAUCUGAUGAAGUAGAUAGAUAUCGAGCUGCUGAAAUGGAUGCUUUGUCUAGAGUCGCAACGUUGGAGGCCAGAGUUGCAGAACGUGAAAAAGAAAUUGACUCGGUUUUGGAAUCAAACAAUCACCAGAGGAAGAAUACAGUUCAGGUACUUGAAAGUCUGCUGGAGAGUGAGCGUGCUGCACAUGCAGAAGCAAACAACAGGGCAGAGGCCUUGUCUGUUCAGUUGCAAGUUACACAAGGAAAGCUCGACGAACUUUCACAAGAAUUAACUGCUCUUAGAUUUAACGAAAAAACAUUGGAUGGCAAACGAAGAACCGCUUCCCAUGGCAAACGUGGUAGGACAGAUGACUAUGGAAUGGGCUUCGACUCGGUUCAGGAUACAGGUGAAAAUGACAGAGUAACCAGAGGAAAUAAGAGGUCGAAAAGUACAACUAGCCCUCUAAAGUUUUCAAGUCCGGAAGAUGGUGGUUCUGAACGAAGAACCGCUUCCCAUGGCAAACGUGGUAGGACAGAUGACUAUGGAAUGGCCUUCGACUCGGUUCAGGAUACAGGUGAAAAUGACAGAGAAACCAGAGGAAAUAAGAGGUCGAAAAGUACAACUAGCUCUCUGAAGUUUUCAAGUCCGGAAGAUGGCGGUUCUGUAUUCAGAGGUGAUGAACAAACCGAUAGCCAACAAACCAGUGCGGAGGACUAUACUAAGUUUACAGUACAGAAACUAAAGCAGGAGCUUACCAAACACAAUUUUGGUGCUGAGCUGCUUCAAUUGAAGAAUCCCAAUAAAAAGGACAUUCUCGCUCUCUAUGAGAAAUCUGUCCUGCAGAAGUCCUAAUUUGGAUCAUUGAUUAGUCUAUAAUGGGUAAAAAGUUGUAUGAGUCAGUUUUAGUGCAGAGUUUGGAUAAUGGUUUGGUUAUUACUUCGUUUGAGUUUAGUUCUCGGGCACAUAUGUUGUAACUAAGUAACUUCCAAAUAUAUAUUUCUAUAUUACGUAAAAUACUGUUUGUGGGCUCGUCUGAUUUUUGUUCAA
Molecule: messenger RNA, 1536 nt
Organism: Olea europaea var. sylvestris
Lineage: Eukaryota; Viridiplantae; Streptophyta; Magnoliopsida; Lamiales; Oleaceae
Exons: 2
Coding region: 256-1341 (361 amino acids)
Source: RefSeq, a predicted model, not a curated record